CAUGUCAUUAUAUUACAUGUGUUACUCUACUCAUAUUUAAUGUGUUGAUAUUUUCUCUCAGCCAUAUUACUAGAUAAAUAGGUUGGAAGAUGCUGAGAAAGAGAAAGAAAUGAGGAAGAAGAAGAAGAUAACACCGUAACUAUGAUUGGAUAGCUUUUAUUUUAUUGGUUCGGACGGUGCCUAUUCCCUUCGCAGAGUUUCAAAGAAUGAAAAGUUGAUGCUGCAACUAUUAGACAUAAAAAAAAAGAAACAAUACAAACGAAAUUUCAACAUUUAUCCUUCUCCGUGAUUUGAUUCCGUGAUUCGAUCGCAAAUAACGUCACUAUCUCUCAGAGACACGUCUACGGUUAAUUUUUCGUUACGAAAGUGCCGUUUACCAUGCCAGGAAGAGAUAUCGGUAAAAAGAAGAUUCGCAUAUGGAUGACAAUAUUAAUUAUAGCCAUUUUUGUGUACAUUAUUCUCAUGUACCAAAUCAAUCCAGAAACCUACAUGAAUAUACUUUCAGGCAGGUGGUUACGAUUUCUUCCAUUUUCAGAUGUUUCUAUCAUAAACCAACAGUCAUAUCAUUUCUCAUACAUUCAUUUGACAAAUAAUUGUUCUGACUCUGUUCAGAUCCUUGUUGCUGUGUGUUCAGCCCCAAUAAAUAUACUGCGUCGAAAUACCAUACGAGAGACGUGGGGUCAAUAUGCUAGGAAUAAUUCAAACUUUAAGAUGGUUUUUUUUGAAGGUGUUACACAUGGUCCUGGUGUUCAAGAUGAUAUUCAUGAAGAAAGUGUAAAAUAUGGUGAUAUUGUACAAGAGAACUAUAUUGAUCAUUAUGCAAACUUAUCUUUAAAGUCAAUUGCUUAUCUACGUUGGGUGAGUUCUUCAUGUAGAAAAGUAAAAUUUGUGUUGAAAACAGAUGAUGAUAUGUAUAUAAAUCUUCCAUUGUUAGAGAAAACACUUAUGAACAUGAAACGUUCUCGGUUUAUCAUGGGUUUACUUUUUAAACAUGUUGCACCAAUCAGAGAUAGUUCAUCAAAAUGGUACACACCCAUAUCAAAAUAUCCAAAGAAUGAGUUUCCUGAGUAUGUCUCUGGGACUGCUUAUCUAAUUUCAGGUGACUUAGUACCAGAAUUGUAUGCAGAAUCAUUUAAUGGAAAGCGCUUCUGGCUUGAAGAUGUUUAUAUAACAGGGAUGCUUGCAAACCGAGUGAAUGCAACAAGAAUAGACAGUAGCAAGUUUACAAUCCAUAACCAACAACACACUGGCUGUACUUACAAAAACAUAAUAAGUGGACAUCAUGUGAUGCCAAGAAAUAUGAAAAUUAUUUAUCAACAAUUAAAAGAUGUAAAUCUUAUUUGCCGUUAAUUUUCUCUUUUAAAAAUAGCAGUUGAAGCUUGCUGAAAUGAACUACAUGCCCUGCAUUCUUGAAUAUCCUUACACCAUAUUCUGAGUUCAAAUCCUGCCAUAGUUGACAUCUUUUAUUCUUUUGAGGAUAUGGUUAAUAAAACAAGUGGUAUUAAUAUGCUGAGGAUCAAUUUUUAAGAAGUUUGCUGAGGAUUCUCUAGAACUUCUUAUCUAAUUUCAGGUGACACAGUACCAGAAUCUUAUACAGAAUCCUUUAAUGAAAAGCCUUGGUCAAUGUACUUGACCAUUAAUCACAGGUCAAAAAUUCAAUUCUCACUGGACAUUUGCUACAUUUUCAUUUUAUAUAUUUUUAUUAAUACUUCAAUCCUUGCCAGCAUUGAAAACAGAUGUUAAAUGAUGAUGAUGAUGAAGGCUCAUUCUUAUGUCAUAUCUAUGUGCUUCAAGUGAGUAAAAUCUGCAAUACAAGGUUCAAUCUGUGGUCAAGCCAUUUCAAUUCACUUCAACCCAUGUAUUUUGUAUAAUAUCCACCCGAAAAAGUAUGUAUUCUGCCAAGAUUGGGUCUCUGACAUAUUAUUCAUGGAUAUUUAAAGACAAACCCUUCAAUGUAGACACAACAAUAUUUAGGUCUACAGAGAAAUGAAAGAGAAAUUUCAUUGUAAAGUUGUCACGAGGAGCACACUAUGAGUACAUCUAAUACCCCCACCUCUGCGCAAUACUUGUUUUUAACUCCAGGCCAACUGAAGUUGAACAGAUAUAUGAUCAGAGAUAUUCCAGCUAUGAGCAUCUCAUCUUUUUAGGACUACCUUAUCUAAUAUGCUUUUAUUUAAGAUGGUAUAAUCUGAUCUGAGAGAUAUUUGAAUGCUAUUUUUAGUUAACUGAGUGACUGUAUAGAAGUUCACUCUUUGACUCAUAAGGAACCAUACAGUGGCUCAAACAGAUACUAUUUAUUGAACAGUUGAGAGGAGAAAAAAGCUAAAAGAGAGAAAAAAACAUCCAGAGGUGGGGGUAUUAGAUGUACUCAUAGAAGUGUGCUCCUCGUGACAACUUCACAAUGAAAUUUCUCUUUCAUUUCUCUGUAGACCUAAACCUUCACAACCAUUACCACAUUUUCUUUCUCUCUGAUACUGUUAUUACAACCUUCAUUCACCAAUAAUACAUUACAGGGAUCUUUGGGGUUUGACGGGCAACAUGUUUUUUGUAGUGUUUUUGGUACCGAAACACUUUCAAACUUCGAAUAUUUGUAUAUUUUGUGGUAUAGAACAGAUAAAAAAUUUUGUAUUCGAAAUUAUUUUAUGUAAAAAAUUGUCGUAUUUCGGUAAUUUCAACCAAUCACUGACGUCUAUUGAGGUGAAAACAAUUAAUGCCGUAACGGUGUCAUGGGAUCUUUUCCUUUGAAUAAAAUUAGUCCCGUUGUUGGUCAACAACCACCCGUGUUACUCUUAUUUAUGACAUCGUUUGUGCUGGUUUUAGGGUUAGGGUUAGUUUUAGGAUUACGGUUAGGGUUAUGAUUAUUUUUGCCAUAACCUUAACUCUAACCCUAUAAUUCAUAACCAUAACCCUAACCCUAAAACCCGAACCCUUACUAGGGAAUAAUGAUAUAAUUAAACAGGGAAUAACACACUUGACACCGAACAGCAGUAAUUGUAUUCAGCUGAAUAGACGUCAGUGAUUGGUUGAAAUUACAGAAAUACGACAACUUUAACAUGAAAUAACUUGCGAUGUACAAAAUUUUGUUAAGAAGGUUAAGAGAAGAAGUUGUUUUAUAUGACACAUUCUACCAGUGUCCCAAGUUUGAAAGUGUUUCGUUAAGAAAACAAAUGUUACCCGUCAAACCCCAAAGAUCCCAUUACAGUACUACCAUAUCUUUCUAUCACAGAUACUGUUACUACAACCUUCACCCAUUACAAAAUUACUACAGCCUCUGUCUAUUUUUCUACCACUACAUUGUUCCUAUCCAUACUUUUUGUAAUUGAACAAUUAAAUUGAAAAGAAGUUAUAUUUUAUCAAAAAUUAAAAUUAUUUUAUACAAAACAA
Messenger RNA from Octopus bimaculoides (California two-spot octopus), 3384 nucleotides. Its product is annotated as beta-1,3-galactosyltransferase 1. Gene Ontology annotation, cellular component: Golgi membrane. Gene Ontology annotation, biological process: protein O-linked glycosylation. NCBI's taxonomy places the organism in Eukaryota, Metazoa, Mollusca, Cephalopoda, Octopoda, Octopodidae. Gene Ontology annotation, molecular function: zinc ion binding; hexosyltransferase activity; nucleic acid binding. The record is from RefSeq and is a predicted model, not a curated record.